Arabidopsis arenosa is the source of this 2090-nucleotide messenger RNA. NCBI's taxonomy places the organism in Eukaryota, Viridiplantae, Streptophyta, Magnoliopsida, Brassicales, Brassicaceae. The record is from the annotation of a GenBank genome assembly.
GAUGGUUAAUGUUUUUGUCAGCCAUAAACUAUUAGGUCGUAAUGAUUGAGUUGAAUUGCAUAUCUGGUGUUUGGAAAUUGAAAAAUAACAAUUGUUGGGAUUUUAAAUUUGAUGUUGAAAGAGGAGGGUCUCUUACUUUUAUCAAUGAGGAUACGUGUUUCACUGAUUUGUGUGCUGUUGUUAUAGAAGAUUUUGGAAUUGAUGUCGGUAUUAAUAUAGUGAAACUCAGUUAUUCAUUACCCUCUACAAAAGACAUGCCUCCUAUGUAUAUUAGAAAUGAUAGGCAAGUGCAAGCAUUUAUGAAAAAGCUUGCGGAAUUCAGAGGCGGUAUUCAGCUAUGUGUAACUGUUGAGAAGGGGAAAACAAGCACUAAUCCAAUGAUGGGGACAAGCAACAUCUCAAUUAGUAGUGAGAGCAAUACAGAUCCUUAUUCUACAUAUCAAGUCAUGAAUGAGGUACAAAUGUAUUCUGCAAACCCUGCUCCUAUAACUUUUGUUUCAGCUCCUGCAUGUCAUGUCAUGAAUGAGAUGAGAUUUGACUCAACCAUCCCGGAGAGGGUUAGAACUGAAACGGAAUCCUUCUCUAAUAUAUCUGAAGGUUCAGCUCCUGUAGGUGGUUCUACUAUUUCUGCAUCUUCAAAUACUUUGUAUUGUGGAAAGUUGUUCAAGGACAAAAAGGAAAUGGGAAGGCAGAUGCAGUUAUUUGCAAUGGAGAAUAACUUCGAGUUCCGGACUAAGAAAUCAGACUCAACACGGUAUACUCUUCGUUGCAUUGAUGAAAAAUGUAGUUGGAGGUUACGUGCAACUAGGGUUAAGGCAUCAGAUAGUUUUAUUAUUAAAAAGUAUGUUAGUGAGCACUGUUGUGAUUCUUCGCUAAGGAAGGUUAAUCAUCGCCAAGCAACUGCUAGGACAUUAGGAGAAAUGGUAAGUAAUCAUUUUCGUGGAGAGAAGCUUGCGCUUAAACCUAAACAACUGAUAGAAAAAUUCAGACACGACAAUGGGAUUGGAGUUUCUUAUUCAAAAGCGUGGAGAGCUAAAGAUCAUGCAAUCGAUGUUGCUAGGGGUACACCUGAAGAUGGUUAUGAGUUCUUGCCAAUGUGGAUGUACAUGGUAAAUGAGAAGAAUCCUGGUUCUGCAACCUUCAUUGAGGUCGAUCCUGACAAUAAAUUUAAGUACGCAUUUCUUGCUUUUGUUAUGAAAGAUGCAGCUUAUGCUUACACAAGGUUUGAUUUUGAACAAUUGUUCCAUGAACUGUCUCUUGCUGACAACAAGAUGGCACAGUAUCUGUGGGAUUUGGAUGUCAAAAAAUGGUCACGUGCUUGUGCACCUGCCAAUCGAUACAACAUUAUGACAUCAAACUUAGCUGAGUCUUUGAAUUCUCUGUUGAAAGAAAGCCGUGAGUAUCCAAUUGUCUGUUUGUUUGAUACAAUUAGGUCUACUCUUACCAGAUGGUUCAAUGAACGACAUGAGAAGGGUACUCGUAAUAGGCAUUCAGUUACUGUGAAUGUGAUGAAGCAAGUAAAGACACUGUAUGAUUCUACUGCACGCUGGCUUGAAGUGUCACAAGUGAAUCAACACGUGUUUGAAGUGAAAGGAGGUACGUUGGUUCAUGUUGUGAAUUUGGAAACAAGAGACUGCACGUGCUGUGUGUUCAAUAUCACGAAAAUCCCGUGUGCUCAUGCAAUAGCGGCUGCAAAACAUAUUAAUCUUAACGAAUAUGAUUAUGUUGAUACCUUAUACUCCAACAAAAGGUGGACGCUAGCAUAUUCAGAGAGUAUAUAUCCCGUUGGUGAUAGGACACAAUGGGAGAUUCCAGCCGAUGUUGCUGCUUUUGUUUGUCGACCACCAUCUUCUCGUGUUCCUAGUGGCAGGCCUAAGAAAAAGAGAAUACCUAGUGGAUGGGAGUAUGGAAAAUCUGCAACAAAUUACAAAUGUCGUCGGUGUGGUCAAAAUGGACACAACAAAAGUAGUUGUGUGGCUCCAAUAUAGUUUUAUUUUAUUUUAUUACAUAACAUAUUAAGUAUUUUGUGACUUUUUUAAAAAAUAUUAUUGAAAAACUUUCAUAACUUGUUAUAAAACCUUUUUUACGUU